CAAGCUCAAUUUCUCAAACCUGCUGCGUGAUCAUUUGCGCAAAUUCCCACAGAUGACUAAAUAUAGCCUAUGUAGGCCUAUGGGGUCUUUUGGAAGUUACCACGUCCUUAAUAAUGUCUAAAAAGGGGUUACAUUUAUAGCCACAAGCGCAGACAUAGCCCGCCUAUCUGUAUAAGCGAUGUAAAGGGUGUCCACUUAUUUUAAUAAAGGGGAAAAUUUAGAAGAAGCCAUUCAAGAUUAGUCAGAGACACGAUUGUCGCCGUAAGCAGAGUUGAUAUUAGUGCAUGCAGGACCCGGUGGCUGCGGUCUGUGCUCGACUGUGUUGAAGCUGCCGCUUCCUCAGCAUCAGCAUCUCUCCAUCGACUCGCAUCUUCUGGAAAGCUCGAGUGUCCUGACGUGCAGAAGAGGACACGGCCGAAUAUAUCGGCUUGGAGUUGUUUAAAGAAGGAAGUUUAGAGCCUGAACAGAAGAGGCAAUGAAGUCUAAUCCUUCAGUAGCAGCUUGUUUUGUGUUAUUAGCAUGCCUGUUAUGUAUGGUGGGUGUGAUCACUGCAACGAAUCCAUACCAGAAACCCAGCUUCCUGGAUUUUAACUCUUGGUUCUGGAACACCCCUCGAGGGCCACAGAUGUACUCCUGCAUUACUUACAUUGAGAAGAACCUCCGGGUUGACUGUGAAUUCCCAGAGACCCACAAGAUCCCUGGGCCAUUCUGCGAGUUCAAACAGGACGGGCGAAUCAUGGGAUCCACCUACCCAAACACCCCGGUCCACAUGAUCCCACCUAUCGAGACCCGACGCCGUGCCAAUGUGACCCUUGUGGAACCUAACAUUUGUCGCCUCACCUGGAUGCCAAUGUCAGACGACCGUGCGUACACCUACACCUGCAGGGUUUAUCAGGGCAGCACCUGGAAGGAGAACAGCAUGGCAUUCCACCAAAGAAAUCUUCUGGUGUGCUCUGCAUUAAGUAUAUUCUUUCACUCUGGACCUUUGAUGGUCGCAGUCAUUAUUUCACUUCCCGUUUCUCUUGGGCUUCUGUCAGCAUGACCAGACCUACAGUACAUCGAGCAGGCUAAAACUCAAAGCCAUUCUCACAUUCAACUGCCUUCCACAUUUUAAUUUACAUUUAUAUUUAUUAAUUUUUUUUAUCUUACAUGGUUAUGUUGCCUUUUGUGUUGGUUUUUCUUUUUUACAGCCCCUACAGUUUGUGGAGAUCAUCAUCAUUACAUCCUCAGGAUUCACAGUGAAUAAAAACACAUGAUGCAUGUGAUCCAGUCAAGUGUAUAUGCCCAAAAUGCAGUUAAACAUAAAAAGAACAUUAGUAUCCAAUGCAAAUUAGGGUGGUGAACAUGUUCUUAUCACCUAAAGACUUCCAACUAAAUGCCAUUUGAAGGUAGUCAAGUUGCAAACUACUAUUGUUAUACUACACUACUGUUCAAAAGUUUGAGGCCAGUAAGAGUUUUGGAAAAAAAUAAAAACACUUUUAUUCAGAAAGGAUGCAUUAAAUUGAUCAAAAGUGACAGUAAAGACAUACAGUUUAGGUCAAAAGUUUACAUACACCUUGCAGAAUCUGCAAAAUGUUAAUUAUUUUACUAAAAUAAGAGAGAUCAUACAAAAUGCAUUAUUUUUUAUUUAGCACUGACCUGAGACAUUUACAUCUAGCCCACAAGAGAAAAUAAUAGUUGAAUUUAUAAGAAUGACACAGUUCAAAGUUUACAUACAUUUGAUUCUUAAUACUGUGUUUUUACCUGAAUGAUCCACACCUGUUUUUUUGUUUUUUUUUUUUAAAUGAUAGUUGUUCAUUAGUCCUUUGUUUGUCCUAAACAGCUAAACUGCCCACUGUUCUUGAGAUAAAUCAUUUUAGAUCCCACAAAUUCUUUGGUUUUUCAACAUUUUUGUGUCUUUGAACUCUUGAAAAUCAACCCAACAAUGACUAUAUGACUUUGAGAUCCAUCUUUUCACACUGAGGACAACUAAGGGACUCAUAUACAA
Labeo rohita (rohu) is the source of this 1987-nucleotide messenger RNA. RefSeq lists its product as uncharacterized. The coding region runs from base 476 to 1042 and encodes 188 amino acids. NCBI's taxonomy places the organism in Eukaryota, Metazoa, Chordata, Actinopteri, Cypriniformes, Cyprinidae. The record is from RefSeq and is a predicted model, not a curated record. The transcript is spliced from 4 exons.